CAGCUUUCUCUUGACGAAGUUGACGGGCAACGUGGAAAGAUGGUGCUUGAUUUGGACCACUUCAGGACCGAUAAAGGGGGUGACCCCGAACUCAUCAGAGAGACACAGAGGAAGAGGUUUAAAGAUGUGACCCUUGUAGAUAAACUCAUCGCUGCAGAUACAGAAUGGAGAAAAUGCCGCUUUACGGCAGACAACCUCAACAAGAUGAAGAAUCUCUGCAGCAAAAGCAUCGGCGAGAAGAUGAAGAAAAAGGAACCGGUUGGGGAGGACGACUCUGUACCGGAAGUCGCCCAGAACGUCGAGGCUCUGACAGCUGAAACUUUAUCGGCGCUGACGGUGACCCAGAUCAAGGCGGUGCGGGUGCUGGUGGAGGAGGCGGUGCAGCGGGCCGACGUCGACCGGCUGAAGUUGGAGGCGGAGCGCUUCGACUACCACCGCGAGAUCGGCAACCUGCUCCACCCGUCCGUCCCCAUCAGCAACGACGAGGACGCAGACAACAAGGUGGAGCGGACCUGGGGCGACUGCAGUGUGCAGAAGAAGUACUCCCACGUGGACCUGGUGGUCAUGAUUGACGGCUUCGACGGGGAGAAGGGCGCCAUCGUGGCCGGGAGCCGGGGAUACUUCCUGAAGGGACCCUUGGUGUUCCUCGAACAGGCUCUCAUCAACUACGCCCUGAGGGUCCUCCACGGCAAGCAGUACACGCCGCUGUACACGCCGUUCUUCAUGAGGAAGGAGGUGAUGCAGGAGGUGGCCCAGCUCAGCCAGUUUGACGACGAGCUCUACAAGGUGAUUGGCAAGGGCAGCGAGAAGUCGGACGACAACUCGGUGGACGAGAAGUACCUGAUCGCCACGUCGGAGCAGCCCAUCGCCGCCUUCCUGCGCGACGAGUGGCUGAAGCCCGAGGACCUGCCGCUGCGCUACGCCGGCUUCUCCACCUGCUUCCGGCAGGAAGUGGGCUCCCACGGCCGGGACACGCGCGGCAUCUUCCGCGUGCACCAGUUCGAGAAGAUCGAGCAGUUCAUCUACGCCUCCCCGCACGACGACAAGUCCUGGGAGACGUUUGACGAGAUGAUCGGCACCGCGGAGGAGUUCUACCAGUCGCUGGGGAUUCCUUACCGCAUUGUCAACAUUGUUUCUGGUGCCUUGAACCACGCAGCCAGUAAGAAGCUGGACCUGGAGGCCUGGUUUCCAGGCUCGGCGGCCUUCAGGGAGCUGGUGUCCUGCUCCAACUGCCUGGACUACCAGGCCCGCCGCCUCCGCAUCCGCUUCGGGCAGACCAAGAAGAUGAUGGACAAGGCCGAAUACGUGCACAUGCUCAACGCCACCAUGUGCGCCACCACCCGCGUGAUGUGCGCCAUCCUGGAGAACUACCAGACGGAGGAGGGCAUCGUCAUCCCAGAGCCCCUCCGUGCCUUCAUGCCGCCUGACAUGGCCGAGAUGAUCCGCUUUGUGAAGCCGGCCCCCAUCGACCAGGAGACCACCAAGAAGGCCAAGAAGCAGGAGGGGGGCAAGAAGAAGAAGCAGGACCCCCAGGACCUGCCCGCCGACGUGGAGAACAUGUCUGUCAAUGACUCAUAAGACCCCCGCCUUUCACCACCAACCACCACCAACCCUCCUCCUCCUCCUCUUCAUCAUCCUCUCGUUGGAGGAGGACAGAGUAGAACCCCCCCCACACGCACGCACGCACGCACGCACGCACGCACGCACGCACGCACGCACGCACGCACGCACGCACGCACGCACGCACGCACGCACGCACGCACGCACGCACGCACGCACGCACACACACACACACACACACACACACACACUGGCCCGACGUUGUACCAUGUCAGCCGUGCUUCUGAGGAGACCACUGUGAACUCCUCCAUGAGUUCAUUGGUGCCGUCAGGGGAUGCAAAGAGGGCUCUACUCUGUCCUACUCCUUCGAUACUUUGCUCGCUCGUCUCAAUACUUUGCUUGCUCGACGCCAUCUUCCCCCCCCCCCCUCCCCGGCUGCCCGAUCCACACUCAAAAACAAGCAGGGAAACAGGGCACCUCAGCCCGUUGGCUCUUCUCCACACCGACCACUCUCUCGCUAGCUGUGUACAGUCCAGUGUACAGUAUAAAAUGGUACAGCGGUCAGCAGGUUAAUUAUGGGAUAUUCACGAGAUCAACCAACAGCAGCUGUCGACGCUUCACAUCUCCAGCACAGGGCCAUUCAGCUGGCCGAUGGCGCCAUCGGUGAAGAGCGGCGAACGUGUCAGUUUGUUCACUUUGGCGAUAUCGGGCUGUAUGAUGUAUUCACUGUGUUUAUUGCUAGUGUAUAACUCCUGGAUAUAAAGGUGGCCUUGGUUGUUCUAGGCUGCUGGCUUUGGGCCUUGGGGGAGAUCUCUUCAUUCAUGUUUGCCAGCAGUUGUUUUUCCAUAGUAUAUCUAUGAUUGAUGCAUUGACAUGUCUAAUUGCUAGUAUAUAUAAAUAUUAUUAAGCAUUAUAGGUGGAUCCUGAUAAAUACAUUAAAGAUAAACGGUGGAUCAAAUAA
Molecule: messenger RNA, 2521 nt
Organism: Gadus macrocephalus (Pacific cod)
Lineage: Eukaryota; Metazoa; Chordata; Actinopteri; Gadiformes; Gadidae
Gene: sars1
Product: seryl-tRNA synthetase 1
Exons: 11
Coding region: 40-1578 (512 amino acids)
Biological process (GO): seryl-tRNA aminoacylation
Cellular component (GO): cytosol
Molecular function (GO): ATP binding; serine-tRNA ligase activity; tRNA binding
Source: RefSeq, a predicted model, not a curated record